Glarea lozoyensis ATCC 20868 is the source of this 1101-nucleotide messenger RNA. RefSeq lists its product as uncharacterized. The coding region runs from base 1 to 1101 and encodes 366 amino acids. The record is from RefSeq and is a predicted model, not a curated record. NCBI's taxonomy places the organism in Eukaryota, Fungi, Ascomycota, Leotiomycetes, Helotiales, Helotiaceae. The transcript has a single exon.
AUGCAUUUCACUACGCUUGGAGCUGUCACAGCUCUCACCGGCCUGUCGCAGGCCAUCCUCCUCCCUCCUACCAUAUCGUCCGAUCCUUCCGAGACAUUCAACACCUUACCAUACGAUGUUGAAAACGCAGCGGUCGGCGAGGGAGUUUCGAUGAACCUUCCAUGUCCUGGAUGUCCUGUUAUUUUCACCGACACUCUAGGUCGUAACAUCGCAACUGAAGUCAAGAACCGGUUGGGGUUGAACUUUGAAGUCAUCCAUGGAGAAGAGGGCGUACAGGACGUACUUGCGGUUAACGGAAUGCAAAUAUGGCCUAUCGGAUUGUCAGUACUUGAUGUACAGGAACUUACUGCUCCUCAAUUCAUUCACACCGAUGCAAACACCUGGGAUUAUGCUGCCGAGCCACAUUUGGGAUACUCGAUCUUCAACAAGUCCCCAGUCUACUCGGAGAAGGACGACCUCAACCUCAUCCAAAUCCAACUCGAAAUCAUCGAAGUUGGAAACACCUUUAUCGAAGGAAUACCAGCCGUUCAGCUUUCGUUAUUGCGAACAUCUAGCGGAAAGCUUAUGAUUGGAAAUGCGGAGCAAAUGGAAGUCGAACAACCAAAGGAGCUUACACCUUCCGACGGUGAUCAGGAAUGCGCAACAGCUCUCUGCAAAUGGAGAGCUAUUCUCGCCGACAAGUUGUCUUCAUUAAAGAGCGGUUGCGGAAAAGCCGGAAACGCUAUUAAGGCCCCUCCACGUCCAAAUGCUAGUGUUGACGGUCCUAAGCAUCACGAUGCUCGCCCUCAUCGCAGACCACAUGGCGCCCACCGUCACCACAGACACAGACACACCAUUCUUCGUUUCCUCAGAAACAUCACCAUGCACGUCCUUCUUCCUAUCGCCGUUGGUGUUGCAGUUGGUAUCACUGCCAGCCUCGUUGGUAUGCUUGUAGGGAACGCUGUUGUUCUUAUCUGGCGCGUACUUUUCCGUCGUGGCCAGACUCAAGCUAUUCCAGUCCACGAGGUUAUCAUUAUCGAGGAGAGUGAUGAUGAGACUAAGAGUUUCUUGGUCAAGGAGGCUCAAGACCUACCACCAUCUUACACUGAUGAGAAGGUGUAA